UUCAUCAUCUUCUUUUACCCUUCUUUCCAUCUACCCAACCCCGCAGACCCAUCCCGAUUCUCUUCCCCAUCGUCCAUACAUCCACGGCCUAGAUCAUCUCCCACGGUAGAGAUCUCUCAAACGCUUCUUCCCCUGAUUAUGAUUCUAAUUCCUCCAAUAAUGGCGGCGGGGAGCGGGGCUCGUCUCUGCUGCUGAAACCCUACAGUAGGUACGAUGCGCAAUUGCUUGCUAUGCAGAGCAACUUGAAUGCCUACGAGAUUGCGGAGCUCCGUUGUGGAGGAGAAAAGGGACGAAAUUGAGAAACUGUUGACUGAGAAUGAAGAGCCGUGGGGGUGGUGGUUUGGAGCUGAAGAAGGUCGUCGAUCCGUGGACGUCGACCAUCCAGAUCUCGCCGCCGAGGAAGUUUUCCUUGGAGCUAGGAGGAGGCCAAGGAGUCACCAGCAGCCAAGGAGUCAAGGUCGCCAACUCCAACAAUCUCCUCCGACGCUGCCACUGUCGCGAAACUCCGCGAUUUAUUCAGUUCCUUCUGACUUCACCAUUGGAUCGAUUUAUCCCGUCGCGAAAGUCGUUGUGGACUUUGCGAGAAUUACAAAGCGGUGACGGUGACCAACAGGACUGACGGCCGUUCCUCCUCUUCUCUUCUCUCCUCGUCUUGUUCGAUCUGGCCUCCCCUUUCCUCUCACAUCUUGUCGGCGACAAUUCCAUAUCGAAAAAUUGAAGAACCCUAAUCGCCAUUGAACUUACUCCUUGAAAAAUUUCAGAUCCAGAAACUGAAAAACCCUAAUUGGGGCACCUGCCACCAUUUUCACCAUCAAAUCCUCAUUGAAAAUCUUUUAUUUUGGUUUUUGGUAAAAAUUAAUUAUUUCAUGUUAAAAAUUACUUUUAGUAUGACGUGGCAUAAAGAUGUCCAAUUGGCGACGAUGUGUCGUUCAGGUGGCAUCCACCUCAGCGACACGUAGAUGUUAUUGACGGUGUUAGUGACGAUGUUAAAGUUUGUAACAGAAAUGGCUAAAAUUGUUAAGCAAGUUUGAAAAAAUGGCUAUAUCUGUGUAUUUUUUAAAAAGUGGCUAUAUUUGUCACGACGCGAAUAGUUAUGGCUAUGAAAGUGUAUUUUGCCUAUUAUUAAGAAAAAUAAUGAAAUGUUAUAACUAAAUAAUUAUCUAUUGUGUUAUGGAAAUCAUGAAUGGGUACGAGAAGUUUACCUACAACCAUAAGCUUGGCCUCUUAGGGGAUGAUUGAUUGGCCAAUCCUUGUCGGGACGUUGGACCGGUGCAAUCCAUGGCAGAUGCUCUCAAGCCCAAAAUUGGAUGAUGAACAUCGCCCCACCAACCUCCUUCACAGCUUUGAGAGAUGCAUUACACAAAUCAUGGUAGAUAUCAGCUAGGCAAGCGGUUGGCCAGCUCAAAUUCCCCAUCUCAUCCCAAUCACCAAGGAGGAUCCUCAGUCACCCACAACUAAUUAAAUUGUUGGAUUACUUGGGGAAGAACACUCCUCCGAUCAUGCCUAUGAGAUAGAAACGAGCAUAUCUUUCCUUCACCGCCUUUGGACUUUCCUUAGUUAGAGGGCUCCCACCUUUUGCAGGGUCGUGCAAGUCCUUGACAUGCUUUGUCAACCAAGUAAUUGAUACUUGGUUCUUCCUCAAUGGUGGCAAGCAAUCCUCCGUAUCAACGCUUCCCUUGACUGGCACUCGGAACCCCAACACGCUGUGGAUAAAAUGCUCCCAACCAGUCAUCCCGCCAACAUCCGGUUGUGAAAGAUCGCUAGCACACACCACAUUGUCGUCGAUGGGCAGAUGGGUUAGGACGACGAUGUCCUUUAGUGUGAUGGUGCACUCUCCUUCUCGAUAGUUGAAGCAAUGUGUCUCCUUUCGCCAUCUCUCCACCAAUGCGAUGAUGAGUUGAAGGUCGAUCUUUAUCCCUAAAAAGUGCCUAAUCAACUCCAACCUCGCCCUUUUAAGAAAGGACAAGAUGACGUCGUUCCAUGGGAGCACAUUGGUCGUACCCCUACAACGGAUUAUGUGGUAUGCAUCCUAGCGAAAAAUUUAACUUUCACCAUAAAUUUAUGAUAUAAUAAAUAAUUAUAAUCUAUUAUAACAAACAAUUUAAAGCAAGAAAAUCAAGGUUUUUUCCAAUAUAUAUAUAUAUAUAUAAAUAUUUGAAAUUAAUAACUUAAUUUUGUACACACAUAAAUCAAUGUAAAUAUUUUGUAAACCGUAUUGGUUGUUUUCAAUAAUUUAAUCCAAUACAAUGCAACUCUUGUUAGACUCUUAGAAGAGGUAUACAUCUCCUUAGAAACACAACAUUUUUGACAGAAAAAUGGACGAGGAUCGCUUAAAACCCGACUUUCCCAGGAAAUGGGGGAUCAUGAUAAUCUCUUAAGCCUCAUUUCCUUAGGCAUGCAUCUCUUUAUAAAGAGUCUAAGUAAAU
Messenger RNA from Linum trigynum, 2426 nucleotides. NCBI's taxonomy places the organism in Eukaryota, Viridiplantae, Streptophyta, Magnoliopsida, Malpighiales, Linaceae. The record is from the annotation of a GenBank genome assembly.